Molecule: messenger RNA, 1044 nt
Organism: Knipowitschia caucasica
Lineage: Eukaryota; Metazoa; Chordata; Actinopteri; Gobiiformes; Gobiidae
Source: the annotation of a GenBank genome assembly
AUGAAACGCAGGAGCAAAAGUGAAGCAGGGAGGAAGCAUGGAGGAAGCACAGAGGAAGAAGGGAGGAAGAAGGGAGGAAGCAGAGAGGAAGCAGGGAGGAAGCAGAGAGGAAGCAGGGAGGAAGCAGAGAGGAAGCAGGGAGGAAGUAGAGAGGAAGCAGGGAGGAAGCAGAGAGGAAGCAGAGAGGAAGCAUGGAGGAAGCAGGGAGGAAGCAAGGUGGAAGCAGAAAGGAAGAAGGGAGGAAGCAGAGAGGAAGAAGGGAGGAAGAAAGGAGGAAGCAGGGAGGAAGCAUGGAGGAAGCAGAGAGGAAGCAGGGAGGAAGCAGAGAGGAAGAAGGGAGGAAGCAGAGAGGAAGCAUGGACAAAGCAGAGAGGAAGCAGGGAGGAAGCAGAGAGGAAGAAGCCUCACUUCUUCCUCUCUGCUUCCUCCCUGCUUCCUCUCUGCUUCCUCCCAGUGUAUACUGGUAUACUGGACGAAGCAGAGAGAAAGCAGGGAGGAAGCAGAGAGGAAGCAUGGAGGAAGCAUGGAGGAAGCAGGGAGGAAGCAGAGAGGAAGCAAGGAGGAAGCAGGGAGGAAGAAGGGAGGAAGCAGAAAGGAAAAAGGGAGGAAGCAGAGAGGAAGAAGGGAGGAAGCAGAAAGGAAGAAGGGAGGAAACAGAAAGGAAGAAGGGAGGAAACAGGGAAGAAGCAGAGAGGAAGCAGGGAGGAAGCAGAAAGGAAGCAGGGAGGAAGCAGAGAGGAAGAAGGGAGGAAACAAGGAGGACGCAGGGAGGAAGCAGGGAGGAAGCAUAGAGGAAGAAGGGAGGAAGCAGAGAGGAAGAAGGGAGGAAGCAAGGAGGACGCAGGGAGGAAGCAAGGAGACGGAUUUAAAACCCAAAAUACAUGGCACCCCAACGCCACAGCACCCCCCAGUGACUCCUCCUAUCUCCCCCGUGUACCCUGGACCUCCCUGGACCCCCCUGGACCCCGCUGGACCCUCCUGGACCCCCCUGGACUGAGCCGAGAGGAGCUUUCUGAAUCUCUUUCGACUGCGUUGUUGACUUAA